AUGGCGCUGGGCGCCGGGCGCUUCGCGCACAGGUCGAGCGGGGCGUUUGGCGUGAGGGGCAGGCGCCGCGACACCGGGAUCGUCUGCUGCGGCUGCGCCACGCAUUCCCCAACGGGCGUCGUCCUUCCCUGCGUGCUGCUGAGAAGGAAGAAAAGGAGCAGUGUUGUCAAGUACCUGCUGCUCUCGCUCCACGGCUCCAACCGGUUUGAGCUGUCCUGUCAGUUUGAACUGGACUACGAGCUGAAAGAGGACGUCAGGCUGUUCGGCGGCCCCUCGGUGCUGUGGAGGCACGCCGACAGGCUCUUCUACAUCUCCUCUGACACCCGCACGGUGCUAAGCGCUCCUGUCCAACUUUCUUCUGUUGUGUGGGCAGGUGAAAUUGAAGGGGAAGGCACUGUAGUCUUAGGGGUAAGAACCGCUCGCCUGCAAGAGAGCGAAGCUGAGGAUGAGUUCUCCACUUCGGACAGAGCCAUCUGGGGCACUGAGUUCUUUGGAUACGCGAUCGAAGCGCAAAAAAUGCUGGCUAGCACGUGCUUCAUGCCUCACGCGUACAGCAGGGUGGUAUCUUCUGUCCACGUCUGUAAGAGCGAGAUGCUGAAAGAACAGCUCAGAACAUCAGUCGUUGCCGUCACCCACAAGAAUCAACUCAUCUGGUUCCAAGAUGGUCGCCCUAAAGGUGUUUGUGAGCUUCCUUAUGAGAAACCAUGUUCAAUAAAAACAGCCGUAACCAGUGGCAAUCAGUUGCUAUUUAUUGUGUCUUUUGCCUCUGGGAAUAUAUGUGUUGUACGGAGUGAGAACUUACAGGUUGCUUCCAAAUGGCAGAAGGUGAAGUCUGUUCUGGUAGAUGAUUUUGUUGGCUCUGGAACUGAGCAACUGUUGCUGCUUUUUAAGGAUGACUCCAAUACAGACUUGUUAAGUACAUUCAAAAUAACGGAUUUGGGAAAAGUCAGCUAUGAAAGUGGCAUUAAUUACAAAGAUGAUGUUCCUGCUGCAGAAGGAUUGCAAGAGAAUGGUUUGCUUACCAUCCAAGCUCUUGAAAAAAGAUUACAGGCUGGUCUUACUUCUGUUCGAGAGCUACAGCAGCAUUUGGGCCUCAAAAAGAGGGUUCUUAUUGAAUCAUGCAGAGCAUUAAUAGAUCUUGUUGAAGAAAGAAGCCAUAUUCUACCAACCGCAAAAAAGGAAGGUCUUGUCUCUCUCUGGGAUGAUGUAGAAAAUCCUCCUCAUUCUCUUAGUAAAGAGGCAUCAUCAACAUCUAAAGUUCCAGACCACUUCGUAGAGAAAUUGUGGCAGCGUGUUGUGGGUGAAAGCUUGGUAGUUGGAGUAAAACUGACUGAAUCAUUUUCCUGUAAGUCACUGAGUGAUGUCAGUUUAUCUUUAGUGGUGGAUCAAGAUUUCUCUUCAAUUUCUCCAAUUAUUGAGUGUCGGAAUAAAAUCAUUAAGCUGAACAAAGCCUUCUCAGCAUUAUCGGUUUCCUCGUGUCAAAUUGAGCCUCCACUGAAAAAGAUGAAAUUGGACUUGCAUAGCAAGAAUGAUCUGAAAAAAGAGGUUCAUAAGAAAUGUUCAGAGAUUCAUCUGGAAGGAGCGAAGACAGUCACUGCUGUUACCAGCCUUUCACCAUUAUUGGCAUUUCAUUGUGUAUGUUGUGUAGUUCUUCUACAUGCAAAGAAACAAAAACAUCAAAAUGACGGUUUACAGAAGAGCAAAAAGAUCACUUUACUCUGUGGGAAAAUUUUGUUAAGUCUGGAAGAUAUCUCAAAUGGAAAAUAUUCAAUAAAGAUGCUAAGGGAUAAUAGUUACUGUACAGGUUCCAUGGAAGACAUACUUGCUGUCCUUGCAGCAUCUAUGAGAUUUUCCUUUCAGAUUCAGUCUUCUGACUUCACAUUGACUUCAGUAAAUUCAUGGUUACUUGGAGAAAUGGAGUGCACGCCAUUUAAAGAAUGCCAUGACCAUAUAUUCUGUCAUAAAGCAGGAAAUGUAUACGGUACAGUUUUUAACUGGACCCUGAAAAGUCCAUUUGAAGGAGUUCUGACACUAUUUUGCAGAAGUCUGACAGUCUUGUUCCAGUGCCUUCAUAGCCUUACUAGAGUUCUCCCACCAAGCUGUGAUGUAAAACUCCUGAAAUCUGGAAGCAAAGGUGUACUUACCGAGCAGUUAGCACUGGCUUUGGAAAAAGAAAUGCUCACCUCACGGACUUCUCUCUCCUCAAAAGAAAGUAAAGCUGAAAACAGUUUGACAAGGCAGAAUGAGCCUGCCAAAAAUAUCAGUGAUGCUCCUGUGGCUUCUUUACUGGACAGUGAGGACAAAGUUCAGCAAUUCAGAAUGAAGCUUCAGAAUGAACGGGAAGAGAGUGUGCUAAAUAUGAAUCAAACAAUGAAUGGUACCCUUUACCAGGAAAUGGCUUUGAAAAUAGCAGAAGCUCAGCUCAGUUCUGAUAUGAUUGUGUGGAGACUGAGCAAGUCCUAGAAACUAUUUAUUUCGAACAAAGUUUUAAUUAAAAAUAUUGUAUUAAAUAUUUAUAUUUUCAUAGAUACUUAUUUGU
Cygnus atratus (black swan) is the source of this 2539-nucleotide messenger RNA. It is a transcript of the gene FANCB, whose product is annotated as FA complementation group B. Gene Ontology annotation, biological process: positive regulation of double-strand break repair via homologous recombination; replication-born double-strand break repair via sister chromatid exchange; interstrand cross-link repair. The record is from RefSeq and is a predicted model, not a curated record. The coding region runs from base 1 to 2463 and encodes 820 amino acids. Lineage: Eukaryota; Metazoa; Chordata; Aves; Anseriformes; Anatidae. The transcript has 8 exons. Gene Ontology annotation, cellular component: Fanconi anaemia nuclear complex.